Messenger RNA from Tympanuchus pallidicinctus (lesser prairie-chicken), 1164 nucleotides. Its product is annotated as translation initiation factor IF-2-like. Lineage: Eukaryota; Metazoa; Chordata; Aves; Galliformes; Phasianidae. The record is from RefSeq and is a predicted model, not a curated record. Bases 1 to 1164 code for a protein of 387 amino acids. The transcript has 3 exons.
AUGACAGCUGCUGCUGCAGCUCCUUCAGACAUUUGCCGACAAAUACAACCAUCAAAAAGCAUCGCUUCCACUCCGGCGGCGGCCCCGGCUGAGCGCACCUCCCGCCUCAGCCAACUGCGCCCCGCCGACCCGCGCCCAACAGCGGCACGGAUAACGGCGGGUCGGCCCGCACCGCCAGCACGGCUCACCCGCCGGCACCGGCCGCAGCCCGGAGCGGCCCGAGCCCGGGGAGCCCCGCGGGGCGCCCCCUCCCGCCGCUUCGGCCCCGGCCCGGCUCAGCCCUGCCCCAGGCCCAACCUUCCUCCGCCGCCGGACGCCCCUUCCCCUCCUCGCUCCGUGCCCGCACCCCGCCUGGCUCUGACUCUCACACCGAGCGCUGCGGCGCCGCUUCCCGGUGCGGCGGAGCGGAGCACGGCGCCGUGCGGAGCGAGCCGAGGCGGCGCGGCCCUGCCUUGCCCUGCCCGCUUCCCUUACCCGCGGCUCAUGGCACUGCCCGGCGCGGCCCCGGCGUUCCGCGGCCCGCGCCUCCAGCGCCGCGCCGGGCGGCAGCGAAGGGAUGAGAGGCGGCGGAGCUGCCCGGCGCCGCCAAUCCGGGCCCCGCGGUGGGCCGGGCCUGCCGGAGCCGCCGCAGCGCCGGCUGGAGGGGCGGGGCGGGGCGCGGGGCCGCCGCGAGCCGGGGGAGGCGGGGCGGGCCGCGGCCUGGCGGGGCGGCGGCGGGGACGGGCGGGGGGCAGAGGGGAAUCGGCCCGAGCGCGGGUGGGCGACGCGCUGCCGAAGUUUCGGUCCGAAGGGAGCGAUGACACGAGGAACGGCUCUGCCAAACGAGAGCGGCGGAUGACCGACGGGGGAUUAAUUGGGAUUCAUUGCUCUGCCGCUCACUCGGAAACAUCCGCGAAGAACGAGCGCCCUGCCCGGAGAAGCGCGAGCCGAGGCCGCGCCGCCCCCCCCGUUCCCCCCCCCCGCUGGGAGCCGCACCGCGUGCCGCCGCUUCUGCGGAAGACCGAAUUUAGUUGGGGUGUUUCUCUCGGCUGUCAGUGUGGGUUCUGCGUGUACAUUUUUAGCUCUGUAAUCACCGACUGCAUCAUUGCAUGGCAGCAGCUGCUGACGGCGGGAAUUCUAAAAGGAGAGGUGACCGAGCUGUCAGCACCCAGCAAAGUGUGGUGA